AGUGCGUCCGACAGAAUUCACCUUCCGCAGUGAACAACAAGUAACAUGGGGUUGUAGCGUUAUCUGGUCUAAUAAUCAUGUUGACCUUCAAAGCAUUACAGAGGAACAAAACCCUUAAAUAUGGAGUUCCCAUGUUGUUGCUGGUAGUGGGAGGUUCCUUUGGGCUCCGGGAGUUCACACAGAUCCGCUACGAUGCUCAGAAGAUCAUGAAGAAGCUGGAUCCCACCCUGGAGGCCAAGGUGAACCCCCAGAAACAGUCUGUCAUCCUGGAGGAGGAGUACCAGAAGAUGAAGGAUGUAAACGUGGAGGAGUGGAGGAACAUCAGAGGUCCUCGUCCCUGGGAAGACUCCAAGGAAUACCAAGAGCAGCAGCGCUCCAGACAGGGCAAGGCAGCGUGAUGGAGAUAUGCCUCGGAAUACCGCUGACCAGAGGCCGUAUGGUUUGCAACAGGAUAUACUGAGUGAGAUGGGAAGACACAGGGCCAAGUUAUCACCAAGACCACUGCAUGGCCAAUGGCUUGAGGAA
This is a messenger RNA of Oncorhynchus masou masou (cherry salmon), 525 nucleotides long. RefSeq names its product cytochrome c oxidase assembly protein COX16 homolog, mitochondrial. Gene Ontology annotation, cellular component: mitochondrial inner membrane. Lineage: Eukaryota; Metazoa; Chordata; Actinopteri; Salmoniformes; Salmonidae. Bases 78 to 398 code for a protein of 106 amino acids. The transcript is spliced from 4 exons. Gene Ontology annotation, biological process: mitochondrial respiratory chain complex IV assembly. The record is from RefSeq and is a predicted model, not a curated record.